Molecule: messenger RNA, 339 nt
Organism: Lactuca virosa
Lineage: Eukaryota; Viridiplantae; Streptophyta; Magnoliopsida; Asterales; Asteraceae
Source: the annotation of a GenBank genome assembly
AUGGAAAGAUGGAUUCAAAAGUCCACACUAAUCGGCGUAGCCUUAUCUAUUGACCACCUGGGACAUUUACCGGCAUUGAUGUCCAUUUACAACGAUAAAGUGGCGGACGUGAAAUACCAUGGGGGAAUGAUGGGUCGUCUUAGCUUUGACAGCAAUGUGGAGGCGGGAGUGUUCCUGGAAAACAAAAGGAACUGGGAGAACAUGUUCAAAUGGUUACGAUUGGGGAAAGAACUCGACAAUAUCCAGUUCGAAAGGGUAGCAUGGAUUCGAAUUGUAGGCCUACCGAUAAAAUAUUGGAGUGAACAUAUUUUUCUAAAAUUACAAGAAGCUUUGGAAUGA